This is a messenger RNA of Mercenaria mercenaria, 1344 nucleotides long. Its product is annotated as neuropeptides capa receptor-like. Lineage: Eukaryota; Metazoa; Mollusca; Bivalvia; Venerida; Veneridae. The coding region runs from base 192 to 1265 and encodes 357 amino acids. Gene Ontology annotation, molecular function: G protein-coupled receptor activity. The record is from RefSeq and is a predicted model, not a curated record. Gene Ontology annotation, cellular component: plasma membrane. Gene Ontology annotation, biological process: G protein-coupled receptor signaling pathway. The transcript has 2 exons.
GAGGAUGUUUCCGGUCACGUGAUUAUUUAACCUUUCAAGUAUGGUAGGAUCAUUGUUUAUAUCAAACUUAGUACUAAUGUUAUAAAUCGAGUAUUAUUGUGCUUUUGCUCUAGUUAUUGUACUGUGGAAAGACCAGAAACUGCAAGUUCAUUGUAUGCUGCCUGUGGAUAGUCAUUUGCCUAGUGUGAGAGAUGAAUAACACAGAACGGACAAACGGACAACAAACACCAACACUGGAUGACUUAAAUAAUGAGGAACUUGACACACUCAUACCAACUGUUUUCUAUUUGUCAAUCAUAUCACUGUCCGGAAUGGUUGGAAAUAGUUUAGUCAUUCACAUUUACCGGACUAGGUUCACAUUCUCUAAUGUGCAGUGUUUCGUCCUAAGUAUGGCGGCAGUAGAUUUAUUUUCUUGCUGCGUGGCGAUUCCACUCGAAAUUGUCACUGUUCUGGACCAAUAUACUUUCAAACUGGGGUGGCUUUGUAAACUGGCACGAUUCACAAACGGUGUGUGUACCAAUUCAUCAACAUUCUUACUUAUCUUUAUUGCAAUAGAUCGAUUCCGGAAGAUAUGGAAACCAUUUGGAUGGCAAAUAAAGGCAGGCGUUGCAAAAUGUUUAUGCGUUUUGGCUGUAGUUUUUGCACUGAUAAUUUCAUGGCCAGCCAUAAUUAUUUAUGGAAAAGAUACGUUCGAUAUCCAAGAAUUCAAUCUGACCGGAAGUGACUGUGGAACUAACAACGAUGUAAAAGAAACGCCAUUUCCGUCUUUAUAUACUCUCGCGCUUGCUAUCCUGUUCAUAGCUGGUGUUAUUUUAUUAGUGAUUUUGUACUGUAUGAUCGGACAAAAGGUAAGAAGCCAUGUCCACAACUUGAAUAAAGGACUUGGAAGAAAACAGUCGCAAGCAUAUCUGCAAAACCAAGCCACCGCAAGGAAAACGACUUUUGUCAUGUUUCUUGUAACACUUGUGUUCAUUCUAAGUUUUCUUCCACAUCUUAUUGUGAGACAGUUUAAGAGCAACUUUGCAGACGACUCUUCGACCGGAAGUAAAGCUGUUUACAGGAUCCUGACAAGGUCCUACUUCCUGAACUGUGCGGUCAAUCCGAUUAUAUACAGUAUAUUUGAUACGCGUUUCCGGCGCGCCUGCAAGAGGAAAGGAUCCGAACAUGUUUCCAGAACUAACGAUUCAUCUGCAAAUCUACAUAUGUCAACAUAUGCCAAAAACGAAACAUGUUUAGCUUCAGAGAUUAAGCCGCCCAGUCAGUAGCCGAACGAGUCUCGAAUUCGGAAUAAAAAAAUCCAAUAUAACAACUGUUCAAAAUAAUCAAGUUCUUGUAGAAUAAAAA